CGCGAGGCCGUUUGUCUAGGAAAGGUCUUUUCGGAGGAUGCAAUCCGGUUCGCCCGGCGGCCGCGGAGAUGCAGACUCAUGCACCGCCAGCAGAUGCCGCUGCAGAGACAUUCAGGCUAGCAAAGGUGGAUGCUUGCCGUGGUAUGGGCAAAUGGGAGGGUCAAGGUGGCUACGACAUGGGGUGGACCCAGAACUAUUGCUCUCGGUCUGCACAACCGCGAUUUGUGGAUUCGGAGCAUUGUGACGCUACGACGCUACGUUGGCACACAUGCUUGCUAGCCUCCUGUCUCGCCUCCUCUUCCCUAGCAAUCCGCCCCUCCACGUAAAUCUCUUCGCCCAGCGGUUCUUGUCUUGGUUCUUCAACAUCACAAACAACCUCAGCGCAACCCUAGCAAACCCGUCCAAUAGCAUUUUACGUCCUACCGGAUUCGAAACGUUUCUCUGCAGGCGACGAAUUCUUCUGUCAAACGAGUUCCUAGAAUGGUUGAUCAGAUGCGUGGUUGAGAUCGCCGCACUCCGUCUAUAGCUGCAGUAUAUUCAGCCCGACCAACCACGGCGUCUGUGUACGAAUUUUCCUUUCCUGUCCAACCCAACUCACAGCAUUGCCGGCCGAUGCGCUUCUUCCCAACAUGGUACAAUUCAGUCAACAAACAUUAUUAGUAGAGUCAUGGACUCUUUUUGGCUUGGGUGUUCUGGUGGUUAUCUGCCGAAUGGCCUCGCGGCGCAUGAAAUUAGGAGCAUGGAAUAAACUUGGCCUCGAAGAUUAUUUGAUGGUCUUUGCACUGGCCAACUUUGCUGGUGUCGCAUAUUCCAUCAAUGAGGUUGCAGCCAACGGCAGCAGCUAUCUUCCAGCGGAAACAGUGGCCGGCCUUACCCCGGAAGGGAUUGCUCAGGCUGUAUAUGGCAGUGUCAUGACGUUUGUACUUGAAAUUGUCACGAUCACAGGCCUUUGGACUAUCAAGACGUGUCUUUUAUUGCUCUACAGCCGAAUCACUAAGGGCGGACUUCACCGAGAGCAUAUGAUUGUGAAAUUUGUCGGUGUAUUCUGCUUAUUUUCUUAUCUGUUGGUUAUGCUUUUGUUCUUGUUUUAUUGGUGCCAACCCAUACGGGGAUACUUCCUCGUGCCGUACGAGCAAGAACAAUGCGCGACGUACUACCAUCACCUUAUUUUUGCGACGGCAUUUAACAUCCUAACCGAUCUUAUGCUAUUCCUAAUCCCCAUCCCAAUUAUUAUUCGAACAAGCAUGCCUGUUCGACGCAAGAUAAUCCUCUGCUUCAUUUUGGGGCUCGGUGUCUUUAAUAUACUGGCAUCGAUUUUAAACAGAUACUACAACUUUACAUACGACAACUCGUACGUCUUCUUGUACUGGUAUAUCGCCGAGAUGGGCGUAGCCAUGUUUGUUGGUAACCUGCCGCUCUGCUAUCCUCUUCUUCGCCUAGCGUUGGGCAAAACGCAAAGUUCCAGUCACGAUACGCCACCAUAUAUCGUCACCAUUGGCAGUGAACGCAAGAGGAGACCGCGAGGUCGAGAUGAAACCAUCCUCAAUACUGUUGGAGGCACACAGUGGGACAAAUUGGACGAACAGGAGCACGCAGUUGAUGCUCUCAACGGCGAGAGUACACUGGUACACUCUGAGAGGGGUAGUGAGAUUGAGCUGGUAAUACAGGGGAGAUGCCAUGGACAUCACCACCAAACAACAGUCAGCUCUCAUAGUGCUGAAGAUCAGCGCUCUAACCACAGCCCGUCAAGUAGCCGAGAUGGCAGUAACGGCAAGGAGAAUAUAAUGGUCGUCCGAACGGUGGAUGUUUCCACCUCGGGUCGCCACAAGUAAUGGCUGAAGCCACACAAUCAAAAUUACUGUACAAUAUGGAAUAGGGAUACAGGGACAUUCAUCAGCAUGCGCGCUUUUACUCCGGUCUUGUAUUAUGGGACUGCAGAAGCAGCCAGCGCCAGUAGCACAUGGAUCUCAGUGAACAAGGUGUUGCUAUAUAACGACAUUGUUUUGCAUAUUUGGUUUUGAGACGGCCAAUUAGAUAAAUAGGUAUGAAUGAAAAAUAUACCCGGACAGGAAAGGCAUCAAUUGUUGCCUAGUAAGCCAUUGUACUCCACAAGGCCGAGUGACGGUGACUAGAUGGUUUUAACUAUUAAGCACUUGAGACAAGAAACUACCAGCUGAGGCGAGAUUCUUGUCGUCAAGUUGCCGUAAUCGCCCCAUCCAGGCAAUUACCUGUACCUGUGUUUGGAGCUUAUUCUGCAGAGAGACCUCAGUCUGGUAGAACAAAGCCAUGCCUUCAUCUUCCGGAGGGUGACUGCGCCUUAGAUGGAGCAAUAUGAAUAGCUUUGCAAGGUACCAAAAGUUAAGAGGAUGUACAAAUCCACGCUGGAUAUCGUUUUGAUAGUCCAGUUGUUUUCUUGAAUCCCAAUUCCGUCUCCAAGCACCGAGUGUUGCAUUGAUUUGCAUAAUAGCCAUCGAUGCGUAUUGCGAGACGAAUUUGUCUACGGAACUGGCGACAUGCUCCCCCGGGAAAUUUUGGCGCAAAAGAUUGGAAAUCAUUGGUGCUGUAACUGCUUCAGGGAUGAUGCUGUCCGAUUCAAGUUCCUGUUCUAGUGUUCGGACGAGCAUGGAAUGAAUAGCCAUGAUGGACUGCAGCAUGCCUCCGUCUGAGGCUUCAAACAGCCAUGCACUAGACGGAGGUGCUAAACGAAGCAUCUUCAAUGAUGUGGUCAGGCUAAUGCUCUGCGGCCGCGCUUGUAAAAAGUGUAAGCAUUCAGAGGCCGUGCCUGCUGUCCAGCAGUCGUUGUAGCAGGGGCUGGAUAGUGGGUAGUUGAACGGUGAGACAUGAGUUGCCGCUCUAGCAAAGAUGCUAUUGCCAAUGCUGUCGAUGAAGAUGUAGUGGGAUAG
Messenger RNA from [Torrubiella] hemipterigena, 2903 nucleotides. The record is from the annotation of a GenBank genome assembly. NCBI's taxonomy places the organism in Eukaryota, Fungi, Ascomycota, Sordariomycetes, Hypocreales, Clavicipitaceae.